AAGUUUCACAAUUCGUUGCCGUUUUCGAGUUGCACAGCGGCGAAGAGAGAAGGGGAGUGAGACAAUGAAGUACAAUCCGAGGGUUUCGAGUUCCCGCCGGAAGAGCAGGAAGGCGCACUUCACGGCGCCGUCGAGCGUUCGGCGAGUGCUGAUGAGCGCCCCUCUGUCGACGGACCUCCGAUCGAAGUACAACGUUCGGUCGAUGCCAGUGAGGAAGGACGACGAGGUCCAGGUCGUGCGCGGCACCUACAAGGGCCGCGAGGGCAAGGUCGUGCAGGUCUACCGAAAAAAAUGGGUGAUCCACGUCGAGCGCAUCACCAGGGAGAAGGUUAACGGCUCCACUGUCAACGUCGGCAUCAACCCCUCCAAGGUUGUCAUCACCAAGCUCCGCCUCGACAAGGACCGCAAGUCGCUCCUGGAUCGCAAGGCCAAGGGCCGCGCCGCCGCCGAUAAGGACAAAGGCACCAAGUUCACCGCGGAGGAUAUCAUGCAGAGCGUGGACUGAGGCUGUCGCCUUCUGGUACUUGAGUUUAUUUGUUCGCUAUAGAUGAUUUUACUGGUGCUUUGUUAUGUUUUUUUGAGAACUUCGAUUUGGUAAUCAGGUGUUUGUCAGAAGUAUUCUCCCUUUAGUGAUUUUGAUAUAACUGCUGAUAGCUAUGAAUUGCUCCCUUUUUCCUUCA
Molecule: messenger RNA, 680 nt
Organism: Diospyros lotus (date-plum)
Lineage: Eukaryota; Viridiplantae; Streptophyta; Magnoliopsida; Ericales; Ebenaceae
Product: 60S ribosomal protein L26-1
Exons: 1
Coding region: 65-505 (146 amino acids)
Biological process (GO): cytoplasmic translation; ribosomal large subunit biogenesis
Cellular component (GO): ribosome; cytosolic large ribosomal subunit
Molecular function (GO): structural constituent of ribosome; RNA binding
Source: RefSeq, a predicted model, not a curated record